AUGAAGUAUGCUGAGGAUGGGAAUGCUCAGUCUAGGGUUAAACUCUUUCUGCUGUCAUCAGCAGCUCUUUAUGGAUUCUUCUUUGUGUAUGAUAGUCCGUCCCCGAUGUUUCCCGAGCUGAAAAAGACCUUUGGUGAAGACUAUGCGGCUUCGCAUUCAUUACUGUACUCGGCAUACGCCCUGCCUAACUUACUGCUGCCUUUAAUCACUAGUACUUCGCUUAAGCUGUCCACUAGUAAGACAAUGCUCUAUACCUUUUUACUGAUCGUCUUGGGCCAAGGCUUAGUUUGGGGUGGAUGUUACUCUGAACUCUUUGCCGUAAUAGUAGCAGGUCGUUUUGUUAUUGGUCUUGGUGGCGAGAGCUUCAGUGUUGCCCAGAACAAAAUGCUCUCUUCCCUCUUUCACAGCCAUGAGUACGGCCGUGUAUUUGGGGUUAGCCUAGCUAUUGCCCGAAUGGGCUCAAUUACAGCUUACUUACUACUAGGCCGACUGGUUACGCAAGGCAUUCCUUUAUGCGCCGGAAUUGGAUUCGGCCUUAUCCUAGUCUGCGGCUUCCUCUGCUACCUUAUUGAUCGCGAAUGGCAGCCAGGAGACGUAGUACUGAACAACCAAACAACCAACCAAGAAAAUCACUUCUUACUUCCACACAUGCUCUCAGUAACUCUCUUAGUCGCCUGUGCCGUUUCACCCUUUUCCGGCGCCUCCUCCGCCAUUUUACAACAACGUCUCAGCGUAUCCUACGAAACCACCAGUCGCAUUCUAGCUAUCCAAGAAGGCGUAUCCUUAGUCUCUACUGUCGUAAUUAGUAUUCUAACCGAUAAGUACGGCCACCGACUAUCCUGUGUAACUUUAGGCUCUUUACUACUCUCCCUCGGCCAUGCCCUUAUUCUAAGCUCAAUCAAACUAUCUUAUCUCCCAUCCCUACUAAUAGGUAUAUCCAACGGUCUACUGGCUUGCUGCUGGCCUUGUAUUCCCCUACUUAUUUCACCCAACAACUUAGCCGUCGGUCUUUCCCUUUUAUCUUGUGGAAUCAACUUAGCCUAUACAAUCUGUCCCCCUCUACUUAGCCGCCUAACCGAUCCAGGCUACACUAUCUCUGAGUACUAUACGGUCCUAAUUAGUGCCUGUGCUGCAUUUACAUCUUUAUUCAUUGUAUUUGUUAACGAGUCAAGAGGCUACGGCCUAAACGGCAAGCGAACCCCAAAAAUUUAA
Molecule: messenger RNA, 1212 nt
Organism: Nematocida homosporus
Lineage: Eukaryota; Fungi; Microsporidia
Exons: 1
Coding region: 1-1212 (403 amino acids)
Biological process (GO): transmembrane transport
Molecular function (GO): transmembrane transporter activity
Source: RefSeq, a predicted model, not a curated record